Molecule: messenger RNA, 411 nt
Organism: Sparassis crispa
Lineage: Eukaryota; Fungi; Basidiomycota; Agaricomycetes; Polyporales; Sparassidaceae
Exons: 4
Coding region: 1-411 (136 amino acids)
Molecular function (GO): protein binding
Source: RefSeq, a predicted model, not a curated record
AUGCUUGUCGCCCAGGAUGGUAGUCUACUUCUCAGUGCCGGUGAUGAUGCUGUGCUGAAGAUAUGGAGUUUACGAUCGGGAGAACAGUGGCAAGAAAUUUUUUGCACGUUCCACGGGCCUAUUGGGGCAAUUGCGUGGGUUGAUCUGGGGGGCGGAUUGGAUCGAGCCUUCGUGUUCGGUUGUGGCGAUGGGUCAAUACAUUUGUAUGUGCGAGAUGAUGCGACUGAUGUCUUUCUUUUUCGUUCACUUGUGUGCGCUCACAAGGGAUACGUGGAGGAUAUUCGAUUCGAUCCCAGCCAUGGUCGACUAGUCACUAUUGGACAAGGAGCAGUUCAAGUGUGGAGGUUUGAAUCGGAAGGUUCGAUAUCUGCUGUAUGGGCAACGAAGCCUCGUAAGGAUUACAUGGCUUGA